Molecule: messenger RNA, 1668 nt
Organism: Cyphellophora europaea CBS 101466
Lineage: Eukaryota; Fungi; Ascomycota; Eurotiomycetes; Chaetothyriales; Cyphellophoraceae
Exons: 1
Coding region: 1-1668 (555 amino acids)
Biological process (GO): lipid metabolic process
Cellular component (GO): membrane
Molecular function (GO): oxidoreductase activity, acting on paired donors, with oxidation of a pair of donors resulting in the reduction of molecular oxygen to two molecules of water
Source: RefSeq, a predicted model, not a curated record
AUGGCUUCUCGAACCUCUCCCAAGGACCGAGUAUGGUCCCGCCGCGAAAUCGAGGGGUUGAUUGCCCAGGGCCGCAAGAUUAUAAUUCUGGAUGGACAGGUGAUCAAGGCAGAUGCAUGGCUCCCGUACCAUCCAGGCGGUAACUUAGCCAUUCUGCACAUGGUUGGUAGGGACGGUACAGACGAGAUUCGAGCCCUACACUCGCGAGAGACACUGGGGCAGAUGCAGAAAUACGUGAUCGGCAGGAUAGAGGGCCGAUGGCAGAACUUCACUCCUCCUAUACAGGGCGGCGUAUUCACAGAAUCUAUUGGGAAAGGAGGGGGAGAGCUACAGGAACAGGAGGAUUCUAGUUCGUGCAGUAGCACAGCUCCUUCGCCAAUCUUCGAGCCUACGGACGGUCUCCGCCACCGCAACCAUACUGAGACGAGCUCUAUAUCUUCUUUGGCUUCAGACGACGACCUACCGGAGGCGGCGGAACAGAAUGCCACACCCAAGAAUCACUACUUUGUCUGCAACAAUCCAUCCAAUUCACUGCUCAACUACCCCGCGCUCAACGCCACCGCGCAAGACGCGGUUAUCUCCAAAUACCGCGCACUCGAAGUCCGCCUCCGUGCUGCCGGGCUGUACAACUGCAACUACACUGCGUACGCCUGGGAGAUAACGCGAUACCUGUUCCUCAUCACCUCCUGCUUCGCGUGCUUGCAUAUCCAGCAGUACGCCAUAGCGGGCAUUUUCCUUGGCCUUUUCUGGCACCAACUUGUCUUCACUGCCCACGACGCUGGUCAUAUGGGCAUUACGCACAACUUCCACCUCGACACCAGCAUCGGCAUUUUCAUCGCCAACUUCUGUGGCGGUCUGUCCAUCGGCUGGUGGAAGCGCAGCCACAACGUGCACCACAUCGUCACCAACAUGCCUGAGCACGACCAGGACAUCCAGCACAUGCCCUUCUUCGCCGUGAGCACCAAAUUCUUCCAGUCUCUGUACUCGACUUAUCACGGGCGCGUGCUCGCCUUCGACAAACUCGCCCAGGUCCUGCUGAGCGUGCAGCAUUGGACCUACUACCCCAUCCUGGCCCUCGCCCACUUCAACCUCUACGUGCAAUCCUACAUUUACCUCUUCAGCAAGCAGCCCCCACGCAAAGGCCCCGCCUGGUGGCACUGGUACCUCGAACUCGUCGGCAUCGCCGUCUUCUGGUACUGGUUCGGCUACCUCGUCUGCGCCUCCAUCCCGACGCACCUGUCGCGCUUCGCCUUCGUCAUGACCUCGCACGUCUUCUCGUCCCCGCUGCACGUGCAAAUCACCCUCAGCCACUUCGCCAUGAGCACCGUGGACGUCGGCGUCGCCGAAAGCUUCGCGCAGCGCAUGCUCCGCACCACCAUGGACGUCGACUGCCCCGCCUGGCUGGACUUUGUGCAUGGCGGCCUGCAGUUCCAGGCUGUGCACCACCUGUUUCCGCGUCUGCCCAGGCACAACUUGCGGAAAGCGCAGAGCUACGUGCGUGAGUUUUGUGAGGAGGUCGGCAUCCCUUACGUGAUCUAUGGUUUUGGGAGGGGGAACUUGGAGGUGCUGGGCCGGCUUGAGGAGGUGGCGCGCCAGGUCAGCUAUUUCCAGGAGUGUCAGAAGGUGGCGGCCAAGGAUUUGAUUGAGGGCCAUCAUGCGGUGAGUUGA